GGGAAGCAGCCGUUUAGCUACGUGACGCACACAACAAUAGUUCACCAAAUUUCGAAAUUAAGCGUAAUUAUAGUCUAAUAUAAAUACUUUUGCUAGUGUAAAUUGCGCAUUACUGCAGUUUCUAUUUGCGAACAACGCCGAAGUAACGCUAAAGCGUACGUAACGAUUAUAACGUUAGCGGAGAUAGUUUACUUUUUUCGACAUGAGAGGGGGUUCUUCCUACGGAGACAGAGACAGAGACCGUGGACGAGACAGGCCACGGUUUGGGCCCAUGAGCAGCCGGAGUGGACCUCCACCUAUGAAGUUUGGGAAUCCAGGUGAGCGUCUCCGUAAAAAGAGGUGGAACCUGGACGAGCUGCCAAAAUUUGAGAAGAACUUCUAUGGUGAACAUCCAGAAGUCCAGCGCAUGAGUCAGUAUGAUCUGGAAGAAUUUCGCAGAAAGAAGGAGAUCACGGUCAGAGGCUCCGGCUGUCCAAAGGCGGUCACUGCCUUUCACCAUGCACAGUUUCCUCAGUAUGUGAUGGAUGUGCUGUUGCAGCAGAACUUCAAGGAGCCAACAGCAAUCCAGGCUCAGGGCUUUCCUGUGGCCCUGAGCGGCAGGGACAUGGUGGGGAUUGCCCAGACUGGCUCCGGAAAGACACUGGCGUAUCUUCUUCCUGCUAUUGUACACAUCAACCACCAGCCCUAUCUGGAGAGGGGAGAUGGCCCAAUUUGUCUGGUACUCGCUCCGACCAGAGAGCUGGCUCAGCAGGUUCAACAGGUUGCAUAUGACUACGGCAAGUCUUCCCGGAUCAAAAGCACCUGUGUCUACGGUGGAGCACCCAAAGGACCACAGAUUCGAGAUCUCGAGAGGGGUGUUGAGAUCUGUAUCGCCACCCCUGGUCGCCUUAUUGACUUCCUGGAGAGUGGGAAAACUAACCUGCGGCGCUGCACCUACCUCGUGCUGGAUGAGGCUGACCGCAUGCUGGACAUGGGCUUUGAGCCACAGAUUCGCAAGAUAGUGGACCAAAUCAGGCCAGACAGACAGACUCUGAUGUGGAGUGCAACCUGGCCAAAGGAGGUUCGGCAGCUUGCCGAGGACUUCCUGAGGGACCACAUUCAGAUUAAUAUUGGUGCUCUGGAGCUCAGUGCCAACCACAACAUCCUGCAGAUUGUCGAUGUCUGCAUGGAGACUGAAAAGGACCAGAAACUUUUUCAGCUGAUGGAGGAGAUAAUGGCUGAAAAAGAGAACAAAACAAUCAUCUUUGUGGAGACGAAGAAGCGUUGUGAUGAUCUUACCAAGAGGAUGAGGCGGGACGGGUGGCCAGCCAUGUGUAUCCAUGGAGACAAGAGCCAGCCUGAAAGAGACUGGGUACUCGGAGAAUUUCGGAGUGGCAAAGCUCCGAUACUGAUUGCUACAGAUGUGGCCUCUCGUGGUCUGGAUGUGGAAGAUGUCAAGUUCGUCAUCAACUAUGACUAUCCCAGCUGCUCUGAGGAUUACGUGCACCGUAUUGGACGUACGGCCCGCAGUACCAACAAGGGCACUGCCUACACAUUCUUCACCCCAGGGAAUUUGCGCCAGGCGCGAGACCUUGUCCGGGUGCUAGCGGAGGCCCGGCAGGCCAUCAACCCUAAACUGCUUCAGCUGGUGGAAUCUGGGCGUGGUGGUGGAGGAGGCGGUGGCAGAAUGCGUUACCGUGGCAGCAGCUCCAACAACCCUAACCUCAUGUACCAGGGAGAGUGUGAUCGCCGCAUGCACGGUGGUGGCGGCAGCAAGGACAGCCGCGGUGGCUUCGGCCGUGAUAGCCGCAACAGCCGUGAUGGAGACCGCUCCACUUCCUCCGCCUCUUCCUCCUACAGGGACAGAAGCCGGGAUCACAGGAACAGCUACAACUCAAGCUCAGAUCAGUACCAGAGUUACAACAGCGGCGGAGGCUACAACACACGCAGCGGAGGCCAGUCUGGGGGAGGUCAGGAUCAGUCUAACCAGCAGCAGGGUCAGUUUGGCCAGCCUCCUGCUCCUCCUCCUCCUCCUCAAUCAUCAGGGGGGCUGCAGCCUCUGAUGGCUCAGCAGUUUGUACCACCACAGCCAGGGCUUAUGGGCUUCAUGGGUCAACCACCUUUCCCUUUUGCUUCUCCACCCCCUCCUCCCCCAGGCCCUCCACCUCCCCGGAAGUAGAAUCAUGAGCAAGAGGCACUGAGUUAAUUUGCGCAGCUUAGUGUUUUCACAGUUUAACUUUAUAUUUACUCUCCAACUCUUGUCAUCACCAAGAGGCGGGGAUUUGAAAAGGCGGUAUCUAAGGAGGUAAGGGCUUAUAUUUUUCUAUUUGUUUUGUACUUUUAAAAAUGUAUAGACCUGGAACUUUUCCCUUUAAUUUUGUCAACCUAGAUCGUCACUCUCCACAGCCUCAUACAGGUGCUCUCAACCAUGUACCAGGGAGGAACAAGUGUCUUGUGUUUUCAUUUCAGUCAAACACUGCAGCAGUGGAUUUCACCAGUUUGUUGUCCCUCUAGUCUAAAGAUACACAAUGCAGGAUUUUCCUAAAAAAAAUAAAUAAAAAAAAUAAAUAAUUUUGCUAUAAUUGGGACAUCUUUUUUUCAGUUUUCUUUUUUUAUUUUCCUUUAAAUGCAAUGGUAUCUCACUGGUACUGCAAGUAGGCUUGGGCGGUAUCUGUGUUUUAAUACCUCUGAUAGGUAUCUGUAUCGGGAGGAAAAAAGUAGUGUGGGAACAUCUUUGAUAAAAAGAUGGUGACAAGGUGCCAGAAGCGCAGAAAAAAACCUGCAAAUGGUAGCAAAACCGGGGUUGUUGUUUACCUUCAAGGGACGAUAAUGUUUAGAAACAUUAGUUGACAGUUCCUGCAUAGCGUACCUUUAAAUUGUGUUGACAAUUGAAUGAAAGCUAUCUUACACUGAGGCCUCAGUGGUACAUGGGUGAAAGAGCUGAUCUAUGGGGAAAAAUGAUCCCUAAUAUAUGCAGUCACAUUCCAGAGCCUCGUCCUGUUCCAGCUUUUAUUAAUAUUCAAAAUCUCCAACUUAUUUUGUUUGAGGUUUUGACCACCAACAUAUGGUAAUUAUUCAAUUAAUUUUGGGCUUGUGUUAUUCCAAACAUUGAAGUAAUGCAUCCCGGUGGUGAAUCUUUUUCCGUAGUGUUGAUACCAUGCAACCACUAUUUUAGUUUCUUUUUUUUUUGUGUGUGUAAUGAACUGUUGCGUUAGGUUUAAAAACAUUUACUCUUUACUUCUAUCAUGUCCUGUAGCAAGUCAAAACUUUUGUUUCUAUUAACUUUUAACUGUUUAACUCAUAUUGUUAAUGCAGGUUUAUCUUCAUGUGGAUUGUUGACUUUAUUGUGGUUUGUUUGCUCUUUUAUUCAUUGUUCUUUUUUUCUUAAUAAAUAAAUCUAAGCAUU
Epinephelus moara (kelp grouper) is the source of this 3385-nucleotide messenger RNA. Its product is annotated as probable ATP-dependent RNA helicase DDX17. Bases 203 to 2158 code for a protein of 651 amino acids. The record is from RefSeq and is a predicted model, not a curated record. NCBI's taxonomy places the organism in Eukaryota, Metazoa, Chordata, Actinopteri, Perciformes, Serranidae. Gene Ontology annotation, molecular function: ATP binding; RNA helicase activity; RNA binding. Gene Ontology annotation, cellular component: ribonucleoprotein complex; nucleus; cytoplasm. The transcript is spliced from 13 exons. Gene Ontology annotation, biological process: alternative mRNA splicing, via spliceosome.